This is a messenger RNA of Tyto alba (common barn owl), 5638 nucleotides long. Its product is annotated as neuronal acetylcholine receptor subunit alpha-7. Gene Ontology annotation, biological process: signal transduction; regulation of membrane potential; monoatomic ion transmembrane transport. The coding region runs from base 437 to 1945 and encodes 502 amino acids. NCBI's taxonomy places the organism in Eukaryota, Metazoa, Chordata, Aves, Strigiformes, Tytonidae. The record is from RefSeq and is a predicted model, not a curated record. Gene Ontology annotation, molecular function: acetylcholine-gated monoatomic cation-selective channel activity; transmembrane signaling receptor activity. The transcript is spliced from 10 exons. Gene Ontology annotation, cellular component: synapse; postsynaptic membrane; neuron projection.
GCUGCCCCCGCUCCCGUCUCUAUAAUGCCGGCGCCGCUUUGCCCAGCGCACCGCAUCGCUCCAGCUGCAGUAACAGCCUGCCGGCGGCUUCGCUCCCUCCCCUCCGGCCCGGGGACGCUCCAGGAUUAGGGGAAGGGAGGGAAAUCCAUCAGGCGGGGAGGCAGGACGCGGAGGCGGGCCGGCAGCAUUCCUGCGCUCCGCCCGAGCCCGCAGCGCCGUACGGUGAGCUGCGGUGCGGGCGCAGGAAGGGGCCGAGCUGCCGGAGGUCCCAGGGGCGCCGGCGGCUCCCAGCGGCCCGGAUCCGCGGCUCGGCCCGCGCCGCUCGGGGCCGGCGGGGCUCGGAAGGCGCUGCUGCUGUCGCCCUCCCUCCCUCCUUCCUUCCUUCCUCCCUCCCUCCUUCUUUCCCUCCCUCCCUCGCCGAGCCGGGUCUCCCGGGAUGGGCCUCCAGGAGCUGGCGGUGUGGCUGCUGGCGGCGGCGGGGCUUGUGCGCGAGUCCCUGCAAGGAGAGUUCCAACGGAAGCUUUACAAGGAGCUGCUGAAAAAUUACAACCCUCUGGAGCGACCGGUUGCAAAUGAUUCCCAGCCGCUCACGGUCUACUUCACUCUCAGCCUCAUGCAGAUCAUGGAUGUGGAUGAAAAGAAUCAAGUAUUAACAACAAACAUCUGGCUACAAAUGUACUGGACAGAUCAUUAUCUACAGUGGAACGUGUCUGAAUACCCCGGAGUGAAGAAUGUCCGUUUUCCUGAUGGACUGAUUUGGAAGCCAGAUAUUCUUCUCUAUAACAGUGCUGAUGAAAGAUUUGAUGCUACAUUUCACACUAAUGUUUUAGUCAAUUCUUCAGGACAUUGCCAAUAUCUGCCACCAGGCAUAUUUAAAAGCUCAUGCUACAUAGAUGUGCGCUGGUUUCCAUUUGAUGUUCAGAAGUGUAACCUGAAGUUUGGAUCCUGGACUUACGGAGGCUGGUCCUUGGACUUACAAAUGCAAGAAGCGGAUAUAUCUGGCUAUAUUUCAAAUGGAGAGUGGGAUUUAGUAGGAAUUCCUGGGAAGAGAACUGAGAGUUUUUAUGAAUGUUGUAAAGAACCUUACCCAGAUGUAACAUUCACAGUAACUAUGAGACGUAGAACUCUCUAUUAUGGACUCAAUCUUCUUAUUCCUUGUGUACUGAUAUCGGCACUUGCAUUGUUAGUUUUUCUGCUUCCAGCAGACUCAGGAGAAAAGAUCUCACUAGGUAUAACAGUUUUAUUGUCUCUCACUGUCUUCAUGUUACUCGUAGCUGAAAUUAUGCCAGCAACAUCUGAUUCUGUGCCUUUAAUCGCUCAGUAUUUUGCCAGCACUAUGAUUAUUGUUGGUCUUUCUGUUGUUGUCACUGUUAUUGUUCUACAAUACCAUCAUCAUGAUCCAGAUGGGGGGAAAAUGCCUAAAUGGACAAGAAUCAUCCUUCUCAACUGGUGUGCUUGGUUUCUGAGGAUGAAAAGACCAGGGGAAGAUAAAGUGCGUCCUGCCUGUCAACAUAAACAGCGUCGAUGUAGCCUAUCAAGUGUGGAGAUGAACACUGUGAGUGGACAGCAAUCCAGUAAUGGGAAUAUGCUAUAUAUUGGGUUUAGGGGUCUGGAAGGGGUUCACUGCACACCUACCACUGAUUCAGGGGUGAUCUGUGGGAGGAUGACCUGCUCACCAACAGAUGAAGAAAACCUGCUGCACAGUGGCCACCCCUCUGAAGGUGACCCAGAUUUGGCCAAGAUCUUGGAAGAGGUCAGGUACAUUGCAAACCGGUUCAGAGACCAGGAUGAAGAGGAAGCCAUUUGCAAUGAAUGGAAGUUUGCAGCCUCUGUAGUGGAUCGGCUCUGCUUGAUGGCUUUUUCAGUCUUCACAAUCAUUUGUACAAUUGGCAUUUUAAUGUCAGCGCCAAACUUUGUAGAGGCUGUGUCUAAAGAUUUUGCUUAACUCCUAACUACAAUCUGAUUCUCUGAAGUAUGAUAUGUAGCAAAUAUGUGUGUUUUUGUUUGAUCGCUUGUUUUUAAUGAGUAUACUGCUUCUCAUUGUCCACUUUCUUUUAUCCCCCUCUCUGGUCCUGAGUUCCUUUUGGAAGAGUGGCACCAUUUCAGAAGGGAAGCCAAGGGUUUCUCCCCAGGCUGCCUGUGUGCAGCUCCUCUGAACACUCUUCUGUGGGAGAUGUGAAGUGGCUGCGAGUCCCUUCAGAAUGACAGGGUAUUGCACCACCAUCUCUUACACGUUUUUGAACUGGCUAUUACAAAACAACAGGUAGGCAAUGCCAGCAACGUCACUUCUUCCAGGCUUUGUUGUAAAAUACAGAAGGUGGUCCAUCUUGACUAUUUGAAUGAGUGAUCGUAAACAUUUCUGUUUAAGAGAAGAUUAAAUCCAAAUAGAUGUAAGCUCAAACAGCAGAGAGAAAAGGGAAAAAUAGUUUGCUUUUCAGUUACUGCUUCUUAUUGAGUUGUGAUAUGUAGGUCUCCAGCUCACUCAUAGCCAGUCAAACUGUAACUGCCUCCAUGCAUUUUAGAUAGAGCAUAUGUGACUUCACAGGAUUCUGAAUUUAUCUGAGACACCAGAAACCUGAAAGUUAAGAUGAUACACCACAUAACUUGUCCUUCUCUAUCUUUCUGUAUUUGACCUAGAAAUUUGGCCUGAAUUCUUAAACAGGCUUCACAGUAAUUUUUGCAGUGUUUACUACUUGUUCCUUCCCCCCUGAAAGACAUUCUUUUAACUGGUGACCUUUUUAACUAUCAAAAAAAAAAAAAAAAAAAAAGGAAGGAUUUAUGAUGCCUUUAUCCUCACUUGCUUAAAAAAAGAAAAAAAAAAAAAAAAAAGAAAAAAAUACACACACUUGUCUCUUUACUGUAUUCCAGUGUGGAAAAAGGAACUCAGUGUCUUAUACAGGCUUAAGUAUAAAUGAAGAAUCUAAAGUUCUAAAGAAAAGAGAAGACAUAGAAGACAUUAAAUCCUGAGAUCAAGGUUUUAAUUUAAAAACUAAAUGUUUGAUCUGUUGAAUGCUUAGCCUUUUAUAGACCUCUUUCUGUUAAGUCAACAUAACAUGUCUUUAAAAGAAAACAGCACCAUUUCUGCUCAGUUUAUCAUCUGAAGAGCACUAAUGAAUAAUAAAGCUUUCUUGGGUCUGAUAUAAACUAUGAACUGUAUUAAUAUAUAUUUAUGUAUACACACUGCAUAUACAUCAAAGGGAAUGUUAAGACUUAAAUACAGAUUCUCUUAAGUCUAGACAGACAUUUGCAAAGGCAAAAUCAAUAGUUCAUCACUUUAUGUUAUAUCUGAUUCUGAAAUUAUCCCAUCAAAAUAUGUUUAGUUUUCAUGUGACUUCAGUGUCUUAUUGAAAAGGACUUAGUUGAGAAAACAAGGACCUGAAACUUUGUAUGUACAAAACAGCUGAGAAUUAGUGCCCUGCUGGCACACCAGUAUUCCUGACCAGUGAUAUAAAUGGUAAAAGAUGUGAGGAAUGAUUACUUUGGCAUUGACUGCUUGCUUUAUCCUACAAAAUCCUGACUUUCUGGCUGAGGUCUUCAGCAACACAAAUGGAGGCCUAUGUUGUACUGUGUUUUAACUGUGAAAUAAACUCAGGGCCUCUGUUUAUUUCUUAAACUGGAUUAAAAUAAAGUGACUGACAUGCUUAUUCUCCCUAGGUAACAAUUUCCUUUUCAGAGUCCGUUCCUCUGAAAGCAGGAGAAUCAAAUUUCAUGUAAACCAAGACCAGAGUCAACACAGGUACAGUCCACCACCUGAGUGAACACCUUGCUCAAGCACUUUCAUGCCAGAGAAAAGGGCAGGAGGAGUGAAAGGAAGGCAGGGUAUUUCUCACAGUUUGUGUAUUCUGUCUUCUUGAAGGUUCAUUCAGAAUCUCACACUGCAAAGAUGUGAGCAACGCAUUCAAAUCCUUCUUGAAAGCUCAUCUCGAAACAAUGUUUCGGAGUUAUCUGUGAAGAAGUUAUGUAUUCAGGAACAACUAUUAAGAAUUAUCCAUGCAGUAAUUCCUGCAAAUAGUUUCUACUGUGUAUAUUACAUAUAAAUAGGAAACUGAGUCCAAAAUCUGAAAUGUGAGUUUUGUUCAUUUUUGAAUAUCAUAUCACGUGGCAUGUGCUGCUUUUCUGAGUGAUGUUUCUAGCCUAGGCUUCCUGACACGAACGUUGAUUUGCUCUGGUAUUGUUUUCCUUCUGCAAGUAGGCCUAAGUGGCUACACAGAAUGUUCCACUUAAGUGUUUGUAAAGUUUUGGGGUCCUCUAGGAGAAGAAUUUUUCAAGAAGAAAUUAAGACUUUGGGGGACUACCUUGUACAAUGGAUCACAACUACUGCAAUCAUAAUACAUAACACAUGUAAUAUAGGAAUAAUGAAAGUAACUCUUCAUCAGAAAUUUACAUUUACAGUGUCUGUAGAAAUCAUCUCGCUAAAUACAGGAGUUCUUUACAGAAGGAUGGAGAAAGCAAUUUACAGUCUGACAGUAAACUUCAUUAUCAGUGACAGACAUGCCUACACUUAAAAACUUGAGACUGGUAUUUGGCCUUCAGUGAAGUCCUGCCGAAGUCUGUAGUACUGACUUUGUAAUACUGUCAAGGUUUGUAAUAUUGUCAGUGAGUACCAGGUGUUAGACAAAGUAGCUCUAAGACACCAGCAUCAUGCCUACACUACUGCCUUUAUUUUUGGCAGGAUUAAUGAAAAUGCACCAAGGGGACAAAUCCUGAUUUUCUUACUGUUAACACAACCUGUAAACAUUUGGUAAUAAGAUUAUUAUAAAUUUUAAAUACAACAGUGACAAUUUCUCAUUUACGUUUUGCACCUAUGAGUUAAACUUUCCUAUAACUGAGCUGAGCAAAAUUGAUACGUUUCUUGUCAAACUGUGUGCAUCUUAAAUAUAUUUGUGUAUGCGUUAAACAAUAUUUUGAUCUAAAUGCUGGGAAAAAAAUAUUUACAAUUCUGGGCAUACAUAUGGAAAUUAAAUACUGUAUACAGUAUGUGUAUAUAAUAUUAAAGAGUACAUAUUGAUGGUAAGGAUCUGUUAUGAUCUUAAGAGUCCGGAGAGAGGAUAAGCACGUGGUUCACCACAACUAAACUAUGACUUGCCUGACAAAUUCAAACGCUCAGUCCAGAGCUCAGCUGUCAUGUACAAUACUAUGUGUGAACAAUGUAUAUUACUUUUUCUGGUUUUAUAUUGAAUUGUAUUGAAUAUUUUAAAAACUAUUUAAUAUUUUCAAAAUUUUAUUUAAGUGAUAAUGCCAAAAAAGUUCCAAACAUAAAAUUUUAAAAGGUUAGUUUUAAAUAUAGAUAAAUUAUUUAAACAGUAUUUAAAAUAUGAAAUUAUUUUAUAUAGGAAUUGAUAAUACUAUGUAAGACUUUUUUUAAAGGUUUCUUUAAAAUUCUCUUUACAUUCUCUCUAGCUGCAGGAUGUAAUCUCAGUUCACCUGUGACAAUUGAACUUUUCACCUUCUUUAACAAGAAAAGAAGGUAAGCCAAAGUCCCGAAUUCUCUUUCCUUUUGUUAUACUAUUUUUUUACAUUAAGAAACAUCACAUAAAGGGCAUUAGAAAGAGAUGUUACACCUGUCAGGUACUGAUUGUCAUAUAAUCAAUUCAAUACCUUUUCAGUCCAGUACAAAUAAAAGAUUUAGAUCAAGAGA